AACACUGUUGAACACAGUGUAACUUCUCCACAGUACGGGCAACCCAAGUAUGGGGAAAACGAGUUCUUUUCCAAGGUUGGUCUGGACUUUACAUCAUGAACAACUAUGUUUAUGGUGACUCAAAAAUUGAUUUCUUUGCUAAGGGCUCACGUGCAUGGAUUCGCUACGUGGCCGUGGCCACAGAUGAAGGAAAGAGACAAUUAGGAAGGAGAGACAUUAUGAUUUGCUUCAGAGGAUCAGUGACAAUCGGAGAGUGGGUAAAAGAUUUCCAGUUUGGUCAAAGCUCAGCCGCACCAAUCUUAGGCCAGCACACUGGAAAUGCUCGUGUACAUGAGGGUUUUUUCUCCAUCUACAUGUCAGCUAGAAACCAGGUUCUUAACGCAGUUAAGAAAUUGGUCAACCAAUAUGAACACGAGGAAAUCAGUAUAACGGUAACAGGCCACUGUCUGGGAGGCUCAUUUGCUAUAUUGAAAGCAGCUGACAUAGUUGCCAACGGAUAUAACAAUAAGUCUGAUUGUUCUUGCAUGCCCAAAGCAAUGGUCACAGUUUUUGCCUUUGCAAGCCCCCAGGUUGGAAACUCAGACUUCGUCAAAGUGUUCGAUAAAUUCAACAACCUUCAUCUCCUGCACACUAGGCAUUAUCUUGACAUUGUUCCUGAACUUCCACCGACUACUAAUUAUUCUAAAAUGGGAACUCUGUUACGCAUCACCUAUACCAAUUUUACAAUAUGGGAUUUUCCAGGCCCCAUUAUCUUCACCGUCAAGGAAAUUCUAACCAGGUUUCACCAUUUGAAGAAUUUACUCGUGGCAAUUGAAAAGCAACAAGAAAAGAAAGGCCUCCUUUUUGCAGCUGCCCCAACGGUAGCAGUUUUCGGUGCUCCACAGUUUGUAGGUCAGCAAGGGGCAAAUUUUGUCGCAGCACCUCAGGGUGCUCCGCAGUUUGCAGAUCUUCCUGGUGCGAAAUUUGCCAAUGACGAUACUGUCAUUCUUGAUGACGAGAUUGAUGAGUCAAAUGUGGUGAUGGAAAAACUUGCAAAUGGCAAUUACAAGCUGUAUCUGCGAAUUCCUCAACUUCAGACUACUUAAUAAUCCUGGGAAAAUAUUAAUUAUAUGUAUUACUAAAUAAAGUUUGUGCUUCCAGUUUGCACAAGCACAAAUAAUAUUAUUGAGAAUAAAGUUCCUCCGAAUAUGGAGGGGUCA
Molecule: messenger RNA, 1199 nt
Organism: Mangifera indica (mango)
Lineage: Eukaryota; Viridiplantae; Streptophyta; Magnoliopsida; Sapindales; Anacardiaceae
Product: phospholipase A1-IIgamma-like
Exons: 2
Coding region: 96-1085 (329 amino acids)
Biological process (GO): lipid metabolic process
Molecular function (GO): glycerophospholipid phospholipase A1 activity
Source: RefSeq, a predicted model, not a curated record